AUGGUGAAAGCGUACAAACAAGAACACGUUUAUAAACAUCCAUGGGAACGAGUAACAUCAGCAUCAUGGCGAAAAUUCACCGAUCCAGAAAACAAACGCGUUUUAUCGCAUAUUCUUGAUGUCAACACAUUGAGCACAAGCCUCGAUUCAUCCUCCGGGAAGCUUUACGCGACGCGCGCUAUAACCGUUCGCUGUCCGUGGCUAGUGCGGAGAAUUAUCGGUGAAGAUAUUUGUCACUGUGUUGAAUCAACAGUCGUCGAUGCGAAAUCGCGUUCGAUGAUGCUUAGUUAUAGGAAUAUUAGUAUGGAGAAGUUUAUUGAAGUGGAAGAGAAUACUCGAUAUGAUCCGCAUCCGGAUAAUCCGAAUGGAUGGACGGUUUGUAAGCAGGAAACUCGGAUUCGGAUUAAGCCAUUGUCGGCUUUGGCGUCUAUGGCGGAGAAAGUUGAGCAGCGUUGUGCUGAUAGGUUUCUUCAGAAUAGUGCUAAGAGUAGGGAUGUUAUGGAGAGGAUUUGCAAAUAUCUUGAGGCUGAAUCUAGUUCUUUUUCUGUGUGA
Lathyrus sativus (Indian pea) is the source of this 552-nucleotide messenger RNA. The record is from the annotation of a GenBank genome assembly. NCBI's taxonomy places the organism in Eukaryota, Viridiplantae, Streptophyta, Magnoliopsida, Fabales, Fabaceae.